This is a messenger RNA of Corylus avellana, 443 nucleotides long. RefSeq lists its product as uncharacterized. NCBI's taxonomy places the organism in Eukaryota, Viridiplantae, Streptophyta, Magnoliopsida, Fagales, Betulaceae. The record is from RefSeq and is a predicted model, not a curated record.
UCUCUCUCUCUCUCUCUCUCUCUCUCUGUGUUCAGACGGAUCCUCUUACUCUAAUGUCGGACCCUUGGUCUGCACAAGUGCCGCUCCCUCACGCGGUGGAGCAACUGCUCGAGGAUAUCUGCAGGAAGCAGAAGCAGAAGCCCCCAGCCGCCGACGUGCGGCUGAAGCUAGCCUCGCUAGGCGAGGAAGCGGCUCUGGAGAUCCUCCGUAAGAUAUCGGCCUCUGUCAUCAAGAGCACCCUCAGCGCAUUCAUCGUCUACAUGAUAAAAAACGAAUCCCCUCAGAGACUUGCCCCCGUCUCUCCUCUUCGCACUCCCUCCUCUCCUUCCCGCCUCAUGUUCAGCCCGCCACAAGGGAAUCUGAGAGGCUCACCCUCAUCAAGUUUGAGGUCAGAGAGUGCUGUUCGUCUCAAGUUAGCGGCCUGUAUAACAAAUAAUUUAUAG